GCCUUUGCUAAAGCAUUCACAAACCCUUAAUUAAGAUUAAAAACAUGAUGGGGUCCCUAAUGGCCUCUACACUUACUCUUGUAUUAGCAAUUAUAGCUCUUAGCUUCCCAUCUCAAAUUUCAGCCAAUAACUACGGCUACUCAUCUCCACCACCACCACCACCUAAAGAGCCUUACUACUACCACUCUCCGCCGCCACCGGUGCACUCCCCACCUCCACCAUACUACUACCACUCUCCGCCUCCUCCAGUUCACUCACCUCCUCCACCAUACCAUUAUUCUUCUCCACCACCACCACCUAAAAAGCCUUACUAUUACCACUCUCCUCCUCCUCCAGUUCACUCGCCACCUCCACCAUAUUACUAUCACUCUCCUCCUCCUCCCGUUCACUCGCCACCACCACCAUAUUACUAUCACUCUCCGCCUCCUCCAGUUCACUCGCCACCUCCACCCUACAAAUACCCUUCUCCUCCACCACCCUACAAAUACUCAUCUCCACCACCGCCACCCUACCAUUAUUCUUCUCCGCCGCCACCACCAAAGAAACCCUACAAAUACCCAUCUCCUCCCCCACCAGUUUACAAGUACAAGUCUCCUCCACCACCACCCUACCAUUAUUCUUCUCCGCCACCACCACCAAAGAAACCCUACAAGUACUCAUCUCCACCGCCACCAGUUUACAAAUACAAGUCUCCUCCUCCACCACCCUACCAUUAUUCUUCUCCUCCUCCUCCACCAAAGAAGCCCUACAAGUACUCAUCUCCACCACCACCAGUUUACAAAUAUAAGUCUCCUCCUCCACCAGUUUAUUCACCACCUCCGCCACAUUACGUUUAUGCUUCACCUCCUCCACCAUACCACCACUACUAGAUGGUGGUGUAUUUAGCAUAGAAGUUUACAACUAUUAUCCUACGUGGGUUUCAAGAAUAUUUCAAAUAAAUAAAGUGAUGGAUAUAGCAGAAUGAAUGAAGCACUUCAACAUUAUUAUACGAGAAAUCCAUGGGAAACAAAGUUUCCGCAUUUUGUUUUGUUUACAUAAGAAAAAGAAGUGUCAAAAUGUUUUCUUUAUAAUAUGAUUGGUUCCAGUCCAAUAAUUUCCUUUUGUAUGUUUCCCUUUCUAUAUUAAAAUUCUUAAUUAUUAUUGUGUGUUUGCGGAGUUGUAAGGCACUGCUUUGGCAAGUGUCAUUGACAAUUACAUGCAUUUCUUGUGGUUAUAAUGGUUUCCAAGCCAAUUUUAUAAUUUAAAUAAAUAAAAUUUCCUCAUUAUUUGCA
This is a messenger RNA of Arachis duranensis, 1271 nucleotides long. Its product is annotated as extensin-3. Gene Ontology annotation, biological process: plant-type cell wall organization. Gene Ontology annotation, molecular function: structural constituent of cell wall. The transcript is spliced from 2 exons. Lineage: Eukaryota; Viridiplantae; Streptophyta; Magnoliopsida; Fabales; Fabaceae. The record is from RefSeq and is a predicted model, not a curated record. Bases 45 to 869 code for a protein of 274 amino acids.